GUCUGAAUGAAUAAUCACAGGAUUGAAGGAUAUUACGUCUACAGGCUUUCAGAAACACUGCGAACAUGGCAAAUACGUGUGUUCUUUUUGGUGCCGUGAUCGCAGCAUCUUGUUUUCUCUUGAGUGCAUCACAAAAAACAGAAUGCACACGGGAGGCUGUGGCUGAUAUUGUCUUCCUGGUCGAUGGCUCCUGGAGUAUUGGAUCAGAGAACUUCCAGCGUAUCCGGGCGUUUCUCCACACUCUGGUAGCCAGCUUCGAUGUGGCCCCAGACCAUGUCCGCAUUGGCCUGGCGCAAUACAGCAACACUCCCCGCACUGAGUUUAACCUUAACACCUAUCAGAAUAAACAAGAGAUUCUCGAGUACAUUGACAAGCUGCCGUACCAGGGUGGAGGGACGAUGACUGGCAAGGGACUGGACUUCAUCCUGAAGGAGCACUUUGUGGAAAGCGCAGGAAGCCGUGCCAGAGAGAGCGUGCCCCAGAUUGCUGUGGUCAUCACAGAUGGCCAGUCACAGGAUAACGUUGAAGCGCAUGCCAAGGACCUGAGGAAUCAGGGCAUCACCCUUUACGCCAUCGGCAUCAAAGAUGCGGACGAGGAGCAGCUGAAGGAGAUUGCCAAUGAGCCCCAUGAGCAGCAUGUGUACAGCGUCUCUGACUUCAGCGCUCUCCAGGGCAUCUCCCUGAACAUCGUGCAGGUGUUGUGCACCACCGUGGAGGAGGCCAAACGGCAGACCUCACAGGUUUCUGCAGAAUGUCAACAGGCAGCAGUUGCUGACAUUGUGUUCCUUGUGGAUGGCUCGAGUAGCAUUACUAUCGAUAGUUUUAAUCAGAUGAAGCAAUUCCUUCAAUCAUUUGUGAGUGGACUUACUGUUGCCUCAGACAAAGUGCGCAUAGGUCUGGCACAGUUCACUGAUGACACGUACCAGGAGUUUCUGCUGAAGGAUCAUGACAACGUCAGAGAUGUUCUUAAUCAAAUUGCCCAACUCCAGUACCGUCAAGGAGGAACUUAUUUGGGAAAGGGCCUCACCUUCCUUCACGACGAGUAUUUUACCCCGGACGGAGGCAGCCGACCUAACGUUCCAAAGAUUGUCAUGGUGAUCACAGACGGCGAAUCCUCUGAUGAUGUAGCAGGACCAGCCCUAAUGUUGCAGAGAUUGGGGAUUGUCAUCUACGCCAUUGGGGUUGGCCAGUAUGAUGUCAAACAGCUGCAAUCUGUUGCCAACAAACCUAGUCAGCGUUUCUUGGUAGGCCUCAACAACUACCAGGAGCUGCAGAACAUCAUGGACAGCAUGCAGAAAAAAGUUUGCAGCGCUGUGACUGUCCAAGCAGAGGUGUGCACUUCAGCCAAAGUAGCAGACAUUGUGUUCAUUGUGGAUGAAUCCAGCAGCAUUAAUCCUGUGAACUUCCAACUGAUGCGGACAUUCAUGUUAAGAAUCCUUAAAGACCUUGAAAUCAGUUCCAAUGGUGUGAGGGUGGGCUUAAUGACUUACAGCAAUGACCCUCAACUUGACUUCCACUUGAACACAUACACUGAUAAACAAGAUAUUUUGCUGAGCAUAAAGCGGUUACCAUACGGUGGUGGCGACACAUACACAGGAAAAGCUCUGACAUUUGCUAAGGACAACAUGUUCACCAAGGAGAAGGGGAGCCGGCGUGACAGUGGUGUGCAACAGAUAGCCGUAAUAAUCACAGACGGCGUGUCUCACGAUAACGUCAGUGGUCCAGCUCUGAAAUUGCGUGAUUUAGGAGUUAAAGUCUAUGCAGUGGGUGUUAAAGAUGCAUCUAAGAAAGAACUGAUAGAGAUGGCCACCGACCCAGUUAGGAACUAUAUGGUAUCCAUUGAUGAUUUUGUGAAACUUAAGUCAAUGGUAGCCAAUCUGACAAAAAGAAUUUGCCGUGACAUUACGAAACCACCCCCACCACCACCAUCGAAACGAGACUGUGUCAAAACAGAGGAAGCGGAUUUCUUUUUUUUGAUUGACCACUCGUCCAGCAUUCCCUACGACGAUUUUGGCCGAAUGAAAAAGUUUAUUUUGGAAUUUAUAGAGAUGUUUCCUAUUGGACCAAAACAGGUACGCGUUGGCCUGGCAAAGUUCUCCACCAGCCCUAACCUGGAGUUCAACCUGGGCGAUUACAAAGACAAAAAGUCUUUGGAGAAGGCUGUGGAUGCUGUCAAACAAACUGGAGGGGAUACUUAUACAGGAGCUGCUCUGAAUUUCAUGAGCCCGUAUCUUGAGGAGGCUCUAAAGGCCCGUGGGGAUGAGGUGCCCAAGUAUCUCAUUGUUAUAACGGAUGGAGAGUCACAUGACAAUGAUGUUGUGAAAAAGGCAGCAGAGAGAUUACGCCAACGGGGCAUCACCAUUUUUGCCAUUGGGGUGAAGGAUGCCAAUAACGACGAGCUGCUGGACAUUUGCGGUGAUCCUAAGAGGAGGUUCUUGGUCAAUAACUUUGAUGCACUUAAACCACUCAAGGACGAUAUUGUGACAAACAUAUGCUCUGAAACAGCAUGCAAGGAAAUGCUGGCUGAUGUCAUACUCCUGAUUGACAGCUCUGGAAGCAUCGACCCCGAAGACUUCCUCAUGAUGAAGGCUUUCAUCAACAACACAAUUAUGCGGUCCGUCAUCGGGCCAGACUCGGUGCGCAUGGGGGUGCUGCAGUUCAGCACCAUACAGAGGGAGGAGUUUUCUCUCGACAGCUCCCAAACCCGAAAUGACCUUGUGCAGAAGGUGAACGCCAUGCGGCAACUGGGUGGGGGAACUCUGACUGGUCAAGCUCUCAGCUUCACCUCCCAGUACUUUGACGCCUCAAGGGGCGGGCGCCCCAAUGUCCCAAAGAUCCUGAUCGUCAUAACAGAUGGUGAAGCUCAAGAUGCCGUUAAGUUGCCAGCGCAGGCUCUGAGGGACAAGAAUGUGGCCAUCUACUCCAUCGGUGUGGGUGGGGCCAACAUAACCCAGCUGAAUGAGAUCAGUGGCAUCGCAGACAGGGUGUAUACAGAGACAGACUUUGAUGCCCUCCAGUUUUUGGAGGAUAAAAUUUUCUACAAGAUCUGUCAUCCUGACACAGACUGCACAAGGACAGAGGUGGCAGACAUGAUCUUCCUUGUUGAUGGCUCCAGCAGUAUAACCGCGGCUGAAUACAAGAGCAUGCAGCGCUUCAUGACCUCACUCGUGAAUAGCACCAAUAUUGGAGAGAACCGGGUCCGUUUUGGUGCCAUUGUCUACUCGGACAAGGCGGAGUCGAAGUUCACUCUGAACCAGUACGAUACCGCAAAGGAGGUACGAGAGGCCAUAACAACCAUUGUAAAACCAGGUGGAAACACUUACACAGGAAGAGCCCUGCAGUAUACACUGGAGUACUUUGGAAAACAACAUGGCGGCCGUCGGGAGGAGGACGUACCUCAGAUCCUUUUCAUCAUUACUGAUGGAGCAGCCACAGAUCCCGUUUUGUUGCCUGUGUGGUCGAGAGAGAUCCUGAGUUAUAAUAUCACGAUAUAUGCCAUCGGCGUGGCAGGGGCCGAACAGAGUGAGCUUGAGAUCAUGACUGGAGGAGACAAAAGAAAGGUGUUUUAUGUGGGCGACUAUGAUGCUUUGGAGGUCCUGCACAAUAACAUCUCCAGUGAGCUUUGUAAAGACAUCAAACCACAAUGCGAGAAAAAGGAGAUAGACCUGGUCAUGUUGACAGACAGCUCCCGCAGCAUCAGUGCCGGUGACUUUGGCAUCAUGAAGACGUUUAUGAAAAAGGUGGUGAGCAGCUUCCACAUCAAACCAGAGGCUGUGCGGGUGGCCCUAGCUCAGUUCAGCUCUUUCCCGGUGAAAGAGUUCCAUCUCAACGAGGUCGACAGUGAAGCCGCAGCACACGCCAAAAUUGACGCCAUUGAUCAAAUAGGACAACUGACAUAUAUCGGACGGGCCCUCGAGUUCACCCGGAAGCGCUACUUCAAGACGGAAAACGGUAGCCGGAAAAACAAGGGUGUCUCACAGAACCUUAUUGUGAUCACCGAUGGCGAAUCACACGAUUCAGUGGAAGAAGAGGCCAGGCUGCUCAGAGCCAUGCAAGUGGAUGUGUAUGUCAUUGGAGUGGGCAACAUCCACAGGGAUGAGCUGAUUCAGAUCGCUGGUCAUCCGGACAGGGUCUUCAUCGUGAACGACUUCCGUGUCCUUGACCAAAUCAAGACAAAGUUGGUGGAUACGGUUUGCGUGCCAGCUGACCCACCCUUCGUUUGCUCUGUGGACAUCGGCAUUGGAUUUGAUAUUUCCAACAGGCCCAAACCAUCACUAUUCAGUACACAAGUGAAACUUCAGAAUUAUCUACGAGACAUUGCAGAACGCGUCCCGUCACUACCCAACCUGUGUUGUGCACAGGGCCAGACUAUUGAGGCACAAGUCGGCUUCCGUCUGGUCUCUAAAGAGGGCAGGAUGCUGGAUGAAUUCAAGUUUGAGUCAGUCAGCAAAGAUGCGAUGAAAAAGGUGCUGGCGAUGCAGACAGUAGAGGACCUUGCCUUCAAUGCACAGCUGCUGAGGUCCUUUAAAGAAAUGUUCAGGGAUUCAAAAGCUGGUGUGAAGGUGCUGAUCAUCUUUACUGAUGGGCUUGAUGAUACCAUUGAGAUGCUUCAGAUAGAGUCUGAAUCUCUGAGAAAUAGCAAUGUCGACGCGCUUCUGGCGGUGGCUUUGGAUGGAGUCACAAAUGCCCACGAGCUGGAGCUGGUUGAGUUUGGGCGAGGAUUUGGCUACAAGCAACCUCUUGCCAUCGGAAUGCAAAAUGUGGAAAGUGCCAUAAUGAAACAAAUUGACACGGCUACAGAGAGGGUGUGCUGUGGCGUGAUGUGCAAGUGCAGUGGUCCAGACGGAAUGAGAGGACCACGAGGAUCACCAGGAUCAAAGGGCCCUCCAGGGACAAAGGGUCAUGCAGGAUAUCCCGGAGAUGAGGGUGGUCCUGGAGAAAGAGGCCCUCCAGGUCCCAAUGGAGCUCAAGGAGUGCAAGGCUGCCCAGGGAAAAGAGGCAUAAAGGGAGGAAGGGGCUACCGAGGCGAUACAGGAGAAGAUGGAGAACACGGAUUGGAUGGAGUUAAUGGUGAACAGGGUGUCACUGGUUUGGCUGGUGCUGCUGGAGACAGAGGAGACCCUGGCAACCCAGGCCACCGCGGUAUUAGAGGGGACCCUGGCGUCAAGGGACAGCGCGGUCUGAGAGGCGAUCCUGGAGAGCCUGGGACAGACAAUAGACAAGCAGGCCAAAAGGGAGAGAAUGGACACAGAGGACUGCAGGGAGACGCAGGACCAGACGGUUCGCCAGGAAGACCAGGAGAUGCUGGGAAUACAGGCCCUCAGGGGAGAAGAGGUAAUCCAGGUGUCAAGGGAUCAAGGGGAGCUCCGGGAGAUAUUGGGAUCCAGGGCGUCCCUGGGCCAUCAGGCGCUCAGGGGACCAGAGGACCAAUCGGUCAAAUAGGGCAAGGUGGCAGUUCUGGUUUACCUGGCCCUCAGGGACCACCAGGAACUACGGGUCCCAUCGGAUCUCGAGGAGGUGCAGGACCAAAGGGACAAAAGGGUCAACAAGGAGAUCCUGGAAUCAAAGGAGGGAUUGGAUCUGUGGGCCCCAGAGGACCCCCGGGACUUGAUGGGAGAGAUGGCUAUGGACCUGAUGGACCCAAAGGACAGAAGGGGGAGACAGGCUUUCCAGGUUAUCCAGGACUACAAGGAGAGGAUGGUACUACAGGUCCAAGUGGAGGCUCUGGAGUCAAAGGAAACAGGGGGCGAGGGGGCAAUGCUGGCUAUAGCGGUCCACCAGGGGACCCCGGAACUAGUGGACCAUCUGGACACAGGGGCCCAAGAGGAGCUCCAGGACCCAGGCAGAUGAGUGACUGCGAACUAAUCAACUAUGUGCGGGACAACUGUGCUUGUGCUUCAGGUGUGAUAGAGUGCCCAGCCUACCCCACUGAGCUGGUGAUUGCCCUUGACAUGUCUGAGGACGUGACCCCUGAGGUGUUUGAAAGGAUGCGCGCCAUUGUCCUUCACUUGCUGGAGGACAUGUCCAUUUCUGAGAGCAACUGCCCCAGGGGUGCCCGGGUGGCAAUAGUCUCCUUCAGCUCCAGUGUGAAGUACCUGGUCCGGUUCUCAGACUACCAUCGUAAGAAGCACCUCAUUGAAGAGGUGAAUAACAUUGCCCUGGAACGCACCUCAAACCGUCGCAACAUUGGGACAGCCAUGCGGUUUGUGGCCAGACAUGUGUUUAAGCGCACGCGAAAGGCUCUGCUAAUGCGAAAGGUGGCCAUCUUCAUCACCAAUGGUGCCUCCCAGGAUGUCAAGUCAAUCAACACUGCUGUCUUGGAGUUCAAAGCCCACGAUAUUCACCCUGCUGUCAUCUCCUUCAGGAAUGCCCCUAAUGUUCAAAGUGCUUUCGAGGCUGAUGAAACCCAGAGUUUUCUGCUGAAACUGGUGGAGACUGGAAAAGAACGCCAGCAGACAAAUGACGUUAAGAGGUGUAUAAUAUGCUAUGAUCCUUGUAAAAGAGAUGCAAACUGCACCAAUAUGAAUCUGGCUUCAACUCCUAUCCGAUUGGACAUGGAUCUGGCUGUGUUGGUGGAUGGGUCACGCAAUGUGCAAGCAGACCAGUAUGAGGGUGUGAAGGAGCUCCUGGGUUCAAUGGUAGAGCAGAUCUCUGUGAGCAGCCAGCCAUCCAGGGCUGAUAGACAGACCAGAGUUGCCCUGUAUCAACCAGUUCCUAGCGCAUACAGGCCCACAGCAGGACAAGUUCCUGUCCAACAGGAGUUUGACUUUACGAGUUUUCAGAACAGUAGUUCAAUGAAAAGCCACAUUUUACAGAGCAUGCAGCAGCUUGGUGGUACCUAUGGGCUGGGAUACGCCGUGGAGUGGGUCAUCACAAGAGGCCUCCUGACGGCCGCAAAGUCACGCAAGAACAGAAUGGUUCUAGCCAUUGUUGGUGGGGAAACAAGCCAGUGGGAUAGAGCCCAGCUUGAAUAUGCCUCCAAAUUAGCAAGUUGUCAGGGCGUGGUGCUGUUCACUCUGACUGUUGGGGACACCUUCAACGCCACUCAAGUGGAGGAGCUGGCCAGCCUACCGUUGGAGCAACAUAUGGUCCAUCUGGGACAGGUGAAGAAAGGAGAGCAGGAGUACGCCACACGCUUCUUGAGAACCUUCCUGAGCUUCCUUAAGAGGGAAGUGAACACAUACCCUCCGGCAGCCAUGAAGCGGAUAUGUCGGGAUUUCCAGCAACAAAACCAAGGGGGUGUUCUUGAAGCUGCAGAACGCCCUCUUGAACAGGUUCCUUGGCUAACAACCACCAAUACCCCGCAAGUUGUGGAAGAAUUCACAGAGGGGGUAGAAGAAGUCACAGAGGGGGGAGAAGAAUUCACAGAGACGGGCCUGGACCAGACGCAGACGCAGCCCACCCGAACAGAUGAGGGCCAGCAGGCCGCUGGGCGCGGAGACUCUGAUGCUCAGUGUGAACUCAGUUUGGACGCCGGCAGAUUUUGUGGAAAGUAUGAGCAGAGGUGGUAUUAUAAUUCAGAGAUCGGUGCAUGCUCGCCCUUCUGGUACGGCGGUUGUGAUGGUAACAGCAACCGGUUUAACACGGAAAGUGAAUGCUUCGACACAUGCAGUGAAUACAACGUAGAUGUACAUCAACAGAAAGAGGAUUCAACCGUAGUGCAAGACGUGUGCAACCUCAGGCAAGAUGAGGGAAGCUGUCGACAGUAUAUUCUGAAGUGGUAUUAUGACACAGUGCAAAAUGAAUGCCUUCAAUUCUGGUAUGGCGGGUGUGAUGGCAAUGGAAACCGUUUCGAAAUCAAAACAGACUGCGAGGCCCGUUGUGUGAGAGCGCGUUAAUGGGAAAAUAAUAAAAAAGUAAUUUGAGGACUCAUACAAACAUUUUAUGUUAUAGGUUUUAGCCAAAUGCCCUUACAAGUGGUGCAGUACCAUGUAUGUAUAGUUUUAUUGGUCAUUGUUAGCGAACCGUUUCUUGGGACCAUGGGAUUUUGUACGGCACAAGCCUGAGUGACAAGUAAAUAUUCUUCCACUUCUACACCAACAGUACUUCCACAUCUACAAGAUGUUGGAUCUCUAAUCUAUUAAGCAAAUUAUAAUAAUAAUUAAAACAUUAUGAAAGGCAUUCAGCUCAAACCAUUCAGCUCAAACAGUGACAAGCAUGAUUGUAGUAAACUCAUGUUGAAAACAACAUGAAUGUCAUUUUAUAGGGCUUUCCCAGUGUCUCCACAAUGUUUGCUGUCUUCACCCUGCACUGACAUUGUUCCAUAACUGUGAUAUUGUCAUUUUUGUGGUCAUCUGGAACAUAAAAAGUACACUUAUGUACUUUUGUAAAGAUCGGAGCAAUACAGUUAAAGUGUACAUGAAUACCUAUUACUCUGAACUGGAGUAUGGUCAUUGCUGAGUUGAAAUGACAUAGCAUUCUGUCAACUGCCUCGAAUAAGUAUUUUUGAUAUCAAAGAUCAACCUAAUAUUGACAAAGUGACGCUAUCUUAAAGUUGAAUUUCAGCUGGUACUGUUUUUUACGAGAAAUGUCUGACAUGUGACUGUUGCCAUAAUUUCCUGACUGUUGAAGAUGUGUAUGAAAAUGUGUAUGAAUUUCUAUAUAAAAAAAAAAAGAAAUGUCAACUUGAACAAAGCCUUGUCAGGGCUUGAAUGUUAAAGGGCUGUUCACACCAAAAAAACGAUAACUAUGACGAUAACGGCAAGGAAGUAUCGCUAUCUCGUUAUAUAAAUGACAACGUCAACGCAUAACAGUAAAGACAUGAAGAGCGACAUCAUCGGGAUCACUUUUGAUUUUGAGAACAAUAAAAAGGUGACAGCGAAUCAGAAUCCAUCAAAUUUUCAGUAUCACAUUAAUCAACACAAGGAUAGACUUUCUUUAUGUUUGGUUAGUGUGGACGCUCGUUAUAGUUACAGUUAUCUUGUUCUGCUAUUGCUCCUGGUGGAAAUGGCCCUUACAGGUUAGGUGAAGGGGUUUAAAUCAAGAGAUAAAUUUGUGGAGUUCUGAAAUUGAAUGACAACAAUUUCAUCCAGUAAGUUUUUUAUACAUGUAAUGCCGAUUGAUCUGGUGCUUGAUGUUUUAAAGAGAAUUAAAGAGAAAUAAAGAAUCAAGAUGA
Molecule: messenger RNA, 9115 nt
Organism: Sardina pilchardus (European sardine)
Lineage: Eukaryota; Metazoa; Chordata; Actinopteri; Clupeiformes; Clupeidae
Product: collagen alpha-6(VI) chain-like
Exons: 41
Coding region: 66-7838 (2590 amino acids)
Molecular function (GO): serine-type endopeptidase inhibitor activity
Source: RefSeq, a predicted model, not a curated record